Molecule: messenger RNA, 1342 nt
Organism: Cuscuta campestris
Lineage: Eukaryota; Viridiplantae; Streptophyta; Magnoliopsida; Solanales; Convolvulaceae
Source: the annotation of a GenBank genome assembly
CUAUCCACUCCAUAGAACCGCUCCUUCAAGAGUUCAAAGCGGCCAUUAGAGCACGAGAAUUUAGAAGAAACCGCUAGACGACCGAAGGAAUCGGAGCUCCGAUUUUCCAUCGUCUUCAGAUUCCAAUUGGACCAUAUUUGGACUUCAGAAUGUGGGAAUGGCGUGGGGACUCUUGUCAAGGAGAUGAUGCAGAUAAUGACAUACCGAAUUACCUACUGAGCCAGGAUGAAGAUCUUUCCUUUAUGUUUGAUGAUGAGGAAACUACUCCAGUCAAGUCAUUUGGAGAUGUCCAUUACCAGUUUAGUAGUGGUGAAAAUAGCGAUAAGGAACCGUCCUCACAGGCAAAAAGGCGCCGCAUGCUAGAGUUUGGAUCGGAAUGUUUGGAUUCACUUCGCAGUGUAGGAACGUCGUCUGCAUUGAUGAAAUCGAUGGAGGAAGAGAAUUCAAAGUCUGAAGUAUCCCAGUGGGCUUCAGAACUUGCUGAUAUGUCUGCAUCCAGUAAUGACAUCCUGGACCAAUCAUCUGAGAGGUGGAUUGCUGAUUGCUUUAAUGAUGCAGAUAUGCACAUCAGCCCUGAGAAUUUUAGUGCGCCUGCUGAUGCAACAGCUGAUGUUCAGAUUGAUAUCUCAGAGUUCUGCACUACGCAUCUUGAGUGUGAACCUAAGGCUGUACUUCAGAAGCUUCAUCCAGUCCGAACUCGUCGAAAUAUUAUCUUUAAAGGUAGAAAAUCAUUUAUCCAGACUCCCAAGGUCCCCACUUCUGUUGUCUAUCCCUUUGAUUUUGUUAAACCCUGCGGUGCUCGUGGUGAUGUGACCCUAAACGACAUAAACAAGCGGAUUAAAACCCCGGCAUUGCCCAAGAAGACCGAAAAGGCUUCGAUCGUGUAUCCCAGGUCUGCUUUUUCAGGUAAACCUGUUGUUGGGAAGACUAAAAUUCGCACAGAGGGAGGUAAGGGCAGUAUUACUAUUAUGAGAACCAAAGGAUAACUCAUACAAGCAAAUUCAGGAAAAGAUUUUUGGCACUUCUAAUAUUGGUGGCAUCUGGAGAUUGUACCAUAUCAUCAAAAGUUGUUUAUAUCCUCAAUCUCUGUCGCAGAUGUGGCGUCUUAUGUAGGGUCCGUUUGGCAACAAUUUCAUCGUCUUGCUUUAGCGUUUUGAAAUGAUUAUUUAUUGGCAGCGUUUAGCUUUAAUUUUUUUUAAAGUUAAUCUAUACCAUUAAAAAGUUAUUCAAAACGCUAAUGCUAAUCGAAAACGUUGUUCCCAAACAAGGCCAUUGACCUGGUAUAUUUUGAAGAUCUUUACUAAAUUAUUUUGAAGAUCUUUACUAAAUUUCUUGUAUCUAU